Messenger RNA from Bactrocera tryoni, 2305 nucleotides. RefSeq lists its product as uncharacterized. NCBI's taxonomy places the organism in Eukaryota, Metazoa, Arthropoda, Insecta, Diptera, Tephritidae. The transcript is spliced from 7 exons. The record is from RefSeq and is a predicted model, not a curated record. Bases 517 to 1362 code for a protein of 281 amino acids.
GCAGCGCCAGUUUUCGUUCGCCGUUCGAGUGCUGUGUGUCGUCGCGUAGGGGGCGGCGCGUGCGAGUCAAAAACAUAAUAAAUAUCAGCCACGUUGGAUACAAAAUUGAAAGCGCUGCGAACGCUCACUUCGCGCACAUACCAAUUACCAAUUACCGUUGGGUGGGUGAGCAGUUUUGACAGUUGACGAAUGGAAUAAUUAAAUUCCAUAAAAGUUAUUGAAUAUUUUAAAGUUUCACGCUGCGGAUUCAUAGAAACGAUAUUAGCGCGGCGGCGAACUCUUAUCUGCGGCGAAAGCAAAAACGGUUAAUAUAACUGAAUGUUUAAGUUGAACUAAAACAAAAUUACAGUGAAUAAACACCAUUAAAAAAAGGUGCAAUUGAAAAAGUGAAUUAGUAAUCCGGAAGCUGGUCUAGUGUUUUGAUAAACUUUAGCGCACACACACAAUUGAAUUAAGCUUCAUAUUUAGCUGGCAAAUCAGCGCUGCUUACAAAGUGAAAAAAACAAUUAUUUCAAUAUGCUGCGCACAAUCGCCGAUAUACUGAUCGCCCGGAGCGACGAAAGACGGAGAAAUGAUCGGCAAAACUACAACAAAAACCCCGGCUAUAACUUUGUGAUAGCCGUGUAUGCUAUAGUUGCAAUCCUCGGCAGCGACCUGGUGGCUGGCGUUCGUGGUGAGGAGUGCGGCCAGGAGGAGUUUACGAAAUGUGCUGAGCCUCUGGAUAUGCUACAUUUAACCUCCGAAUUAUCCAUCGGAGCUGCCAAGAAGGACGAACUGCUUAAACUUUGCAAUGAACUGAAAAAGGGCGUUCGUUGCAUCCAGAGUUACACGCGGCGCUGCAUGCCGUUGCAGCAAAGGAACCAAUUCAAUAAACUGUACCACGGCACAAAUCAAUUCAUUCGUGACUUGUGUAACGAAGGCGAGUUUCAGGAUGAAUACCUAAAGCACGCGCAUUGUUCGGAAAUAGCCAAAAAGGAAUUUGAGGGUUGUGCCAAUCGCUAUAAGGAAACAAUGGUGUUUUUGAAGCCCAACAAGAAUCAGGAGAACCACGAGAACAUCACUUUGAAUGAAAAUAUAAAAACAAUUUGUUGUUCCAUCAAUGAGUUGGUGGAUUGCUCUGAAGAUGCCGCCCGCAAGAUAUGCGGCCACGACGCGGCGAAAUUCACACGUGAACUGGUUGACAAAUAUGCGCACAGCCUAACGAAGAUCUACUGUGAGGACUUCACACGACAUCCGGAAAUGUGCCAUGAUGGACUCAGCGAUGACGGCGUGUCCCGAUAUCAGUCGCAUCUCGGUCGAGCGGUCGUGCUUAUCAUAUCAGGUGCCGUUGCGGCAUUCGGUGCACACAUGAGCAUUAGAUAGAUGAAAAGUGUGGCAACGUAAAAUUACAAAAAAUAUUUUGCUGCUUUGAUUUUUCCUAAGAUAUUACUAAUAAUCUCUUAAUUGUUUGAGAGCAACGAAUUUUCUUCAGUUUUUUGGGAAACGGACUUAUACAGUUGUAAAAACGAAUUUGAAAUUUAAAAGUGAAUUAAGAGAUUACGGCAUGUAGCUGUAUAAUUUAAGUUAAAAAGCAAAACAAAUAGAAGACAUUGCAAUGUAUCAAGAAGAACAAGAAGAAAGACACACACACACAUCUUAGUAUUUAAAUGGGAUUAAUGAAAUGGAUAUAUAUAUAGAAAUAUUGUAGCUUUGUUUGAAACAACAUAUGCAGUUAGUAGAGUGCUAAUGGAGAGUUGGAAGGGUGCAUGAAGAGUAGAAGAGGCGAGAAUGUGCGGAAUUAGAAGUUAUAGUUAAAAUUAAAAUUUAGGGCACAGGAAGCCUGAUUUAAGAGAAAAUUACCAACACUCACACAAAAUUACACGUUUAGAGUACCAACAAGACCAAAAAUUUUACAGUACAUACCUACACAUACACAAAUUAAUUAUAAAGUAUGUUAGACUUAGUAGAAACAUAUUGAAUUUACUGAUUGUAUUUGUAUGCACUUGUUUAUUAAAACGAUAUAAAAGAAUUAAUUAAAAUGAAUUGUGAAAUGGAAAUUGCAAAAUUUGGCAUGAAGAUAUUACGCCGAGAUUAAGUGAUUUAACACGUGGCAACACUUACACAUACAUAUACUCGCAUAUGAGUAUUUGUUUUGCGUUUAGCUCUUCUUUGGAACAAAGAGAAUUUGUGAGUUGUUUCACUCAUUGGAGAGUAUAUUUUUAAGAGAAUAAAUGUAUUAAAUCAAUUUAGUUAUAAGCUAUUGAAUUUUAUUAAAUUUUUAUGCAAUGUAAUGGAUCACAGAUAUAAAAGAAACAAAUCAACUCGA